Messenger RNA from Tupaia belangeri chinensis (Chinese tree shrew), 5773 nucleotides. It is a transcript of the gene KIF20B, whose product is annotated as kinesin family member 20B. Lineage: Eukaryota; Metazoa; Chordata; Mammalia; Scandentia; Tupaiidae. The coding region runs from base 74 to 5596 and encodes 1840 amino acids. Gene Ontology annotation, molecular function: plus-end-directed microtubule motor activity; ATP binding; microtubule binding. Gene Ontology annotation, biological process: microtubule-based movement; mitotic spindle assembly; spindle elongation. The transcript is spliced from 34 exons. The record is from RefSeq and is a predicted model, not a curated record. Gene Ontology annotation, cellular component: spindle microtubule; nucleus; mitotic spindle.
CAUUGUUUGAAUUUAAAAACGAAAACAUCGCGGUGCGGUUCGCUGGUCUGGCUGGUUCGGCGACCUUUGCAGAAUGGAAUCUAAUUUGAAUCAAGAUGGGAUGCCUAGAGCAUCUUAUGUUUUUAGUGCUGACCCAAUUGCAAGACCUUCAGAAAUAAAUUUUGAUGGCAUAAAGCUUGACCUGGCUCGUAAAUUUUCUUUAGUUGCUUCAAACACGGAGGCAAACAGUAUGGAAUCUAAAGAUUAUCUCCAAGUUUGUCUUCGAAUAAGACCAUUCACGCAGUCAGAAAAAGAACACGAGUCUGAGGGCUGUGUGCAUAUUCUGGAUUCACAGACAGUUCUGCUGAAAGAUCCUCAAAGCAUCCUUGGUCGGUUAAGUGAGAAAAGCUGUGGGCAGAUGGCCCAGAAAUUCAGUUUUUCUAAGGUUUUUGGCCCAGCAACUACGCAGAAGGAAUUCUUUCAGGGUUGCAUUAUGCAGCCAUUAAAAGACCUCUUGAGAGGACAGAGUCGGCUGAUUUUUACUUAUGGGCUAACCAAUUCAGGAAAAACAUACACAUUUCAAGGCACAGAAGAAAAUAUUGGCAUUCUGCCUCGAACUUUGAAUGUGUUAUUUGAUAGUCUUCAGGAAAGGCUAUAUACAAAGAUGAAUCUUAAACCACAUAGAUCCAGAGAAUACUUACGGUUAUCACCAGACCAAGAGAAAGAAGAAAUUGCUAACAAAAGUGCAUUACUUCGACAGAUUAAAGAGAUUGCUAUGCAAAAUGACAGUUAUGAUACUCUUUCUGGAAGUUUAACGAACUCUUUGAAUAUGUCAGAGUUUGAAGAAUCCAUGAAAGAUUGUGAACAAGCUAGUUUGAAUAUGGACAAUGAUGUAAAAUUUUCUGUGUGGGUUUCCUUCUUUGAGAUUUAUAAUGAAUGCAUCUAUGACUUGUUUGUUCCUGUGUCAUCUAAAUUCCAAAAGAGAAAGAUGUUACGCCUUUCCCAAGACAUAAAGGGCUAUUCUUUUAUAAAAGAUCUACAGUGGAUUCAAGUGUCUGAUUCCAAAGAAGCAUAUAGACUUUUAAAGCUGGGAACAAAGCACCAAAGUGUUGCCUUUACAAAACUGAACAAUGCUUCUAGUAGAAGUCACAGCGUUUUCACUAUUAGAAUAUUACAGAUCGAAGAUUCUGAAAUGUCUCGUGUACUUCGAGUCAGUGAAUUGUCUUUAUGUGAUCUUGCUGGUUCAGAACGAAGCAUAAAGACACAGAAUGAAGGUGAAAGGUUAAGAGAGACUGGGAAUAUCAAUACUUCUUUAUUGACUCUGGGAAAGUGUAUUAAUGUCUUGAAGAAUAGUGAAAAGUCAAAGUUUCAACAGCAUGUGCCUUUCCGGGAAAGUAAACUGACUCACUAUUUUCAAAGUUUUUUUAAUGGUAAAGGAAAAAUAUGUAUGAUUGUCAACAUCAGCCAGUGUUGUUUUGCCUAUGAUGAAACACUCAAUGUAUUGAAGUUCUCAGCCAUUGCACAAAAAGUAUAUGUUCCAGACACUUUAAAUUCUUCUCAAGAGAAAACAUUUGGACCUGUUAAAUCUUCUGAAGAUGUAUCAUUAGACAGUAAUUCAGCUAAUAAAAUAUUACAUGUAAAAAGAGAUACCAUUUCAUGGGAAAAUAGUCUGGAAGAUCUGGUGGAGGAUGAAGAUUUGACUGAAGAUUUAGAAGAAGCUGAAGAAAACCAAAAUGUGGAAACUGAACUUAUAAAUGAAGAGAAAACAUUAGAGGGAGAUAAGGCUUCCAUUAGCCACGAGGAGAAAAAAAAACUAUUGGAUUUAAUAGAAGACUUGAAAAAAAAACUUAUAAAUGAAAAGAAAGAAAAGUUAACGUUGGAAUUCAAAAUUAGAGAAGAAGUUACACAGGAGUUUACUCAAUAUUUGGCUCAACGGGAAGCUGACUUUAAGGAAACUCUCCUUCAGGAACGAGAAAUCCUAGAAGAAAAUGCUGAAUGUCGUUUGGCUAUCUUCAAGGAUUUGGUUGGUAAAUGCGACACUCAAGAACUAACAGAUGAAGUUUGUGUGAUGAAAGUUGAAACUAAAGAAGCCCAUAAUUAUGUAGGAUUUGAAGAUAUUAUUGAUUCGCUUCAAGAUGAUGUCACUGAUAUUAAGAAACAGGCCGAAUUUGCUCACUCAUGUAUUGUGUCUCUUGCUGAUCCCCAGGAAGCUAUUGCUUCUUUAGAAGUAAAAUUUAAUCAAGUUAAAGCUGAAUUAGCUAAAACCAAAGAAGAUUUAAUCAAAACCAAAGAAGAGUUAGAAAAGAAAGAAAAUGAAUCAGAUUCAUUGGCUCAGGAGCUUGAGUCAUCUAAUAAGAAAAUAAUUAUGCAGAAUCAGCGAAUUCAAGAAUUGGCAGAUAUAAUUGAUCAAAAAGGAGAUGCUAUCAAUACAUUUCAGAACCUGAACUUUCAUUCGGAAAACACAGUUAAAGGCAAUGAUGAAGCUGGUACAUCUUCUUUAGUAACAACCAACCAAUUACCUGGUAUUGAAACAGUUAAAGUACCUAAGGACACCAACACUAAAGCUGAUAAAGAAAGAAAAAGAUUACAUGAAAAUGAACUUCAACUAGAUGAACCAUCAGCAAAGAAAGGACAUAUACAUGUUAGCUCAAUUAUCAAUGAAGACCGAAAGAAAAGUGAAGAAAUGCAUCUGAGUAUUUCAGAAGACAAAGAAGACAUUGAAGUUUUCAAAGAAAAUAAUGAAGAGCUGAAAAUGCUUUUACUCAUUGCUGAGAAUAAACUUAAAAAUGAAAAGGAAGAAAAAGCAGAAUUAAAUAAACAGAUCGUUAGUUUGCAGCAGGAACUUUCUUUUUCCGAGAAAAAGAUCUUAAGUUUAAAUAUAGAUGUCCAACAAAUUCAGUCAAAUUAUGACAGUGCAAUUGCUGAGUUACAGGUGCAGAAGGGUGUAAAUCAAGAACAGGAGGAAAAGAUUAUGAAAUUGUCAGAGGAAAUAGAAGCAGCUACAAGAAGCAUCACAAAUAAUAUAUCACAAAUAAAAUUAAUGCAGAUAAAAAUUGAUGAACUACGUACAGUUGAUUCGGUUUCUCAGAUCUCAAACAUAGAUUUAUUCAAUCCCAGGGAUCUAAGAAAUGGUUAUCAGGAGGAUAAUUUGCCAAAUCCACAAUUACAUAUUUUAGGUAAUGAUUAUUUGGGAAGUAAGCAGUUUAAAGACUAUCAUGUUCAAGAACUCAGUAGAGAAAGUUCUUUCCACUCUAGUAUUGAAGCUAUUUGGGAAGAAUGUAAGGAGAUUGUGAAGGCUUCCUCCAAAAAAAGCCAUCAGAUCCAGGACCUGGAACAAGAGAUUGAAAAAUUACAGGCAGAAGUAGAAGGCCUGAAGGAUGAAAACAGUAAACUAAAAAUAGAGGAAAGGAAGCACGAACAGCAAAGUGACCUACUCAAAGAAAAAGAAAGUCUUAUACAGCAGUUGAAAGAAGAACUGCAAGAAAAAAGCCUUCGUCUUGGUGUUCAAGAACAGCACAUAGUUGAAGGAAAGAGAGUACUUUCUGAACUUGAACUAAACGUCACUUCUUAUAAGGAGAAAAUAAAGGAACUGGAAACAAUCUUAGAGACUCAGAAAGAUGAGUGUACACGUUCAGCCAAGCUAGAAGAAGAUAUUUUGGAAAAGGAAUCAACCAUCUUAAAGCUAGAAAUAAAUCUAAAGGAAUUACAAGUGAAUCUUCAGGACUCUAUCAAAAAUGCCAAGGAAUUAAGUGAAAAGGAAGUUAAUUUGAAAGGAGAAAUCACACAAUUAAGGAGUAAUUUGCAAGAAGUGACUCAUUCACUUAAAUUAUUUGAAGAAGAAAAAGAAACCUACAGACAAGAAACAGAAAAGUUGAAAGAAGAACUCUCUGCAAGCUCUACUCUUACCCAGAAUUUGAAAGCAGAUCUUCAGAGGAAAGAAGAAGCUUAUACUGAGCUGAAAGAGAAAAUGACUGAUGCCAAAAAACAGAUUGAGCAAGUGCAAAAAGAGAUAUCUGUAAUGCGUGAUGAAGAGAACUUACUGAGAAAUAAAAUUAAUGAGCUGGAGAAAAAGAAAAAUCAGUGCUCUCAGGAAAUAGAUAUGAAACAGAGAACCAUUCAGCAGCUCAAGGAGCAGUUAAGUAGCCAGAAAGUGGAGGAAGCCACCCAACAGUAUGAGAGAGUGUGCAAAGAUCUAAAUAUUAAAGAGAAAAUAAUUGAAGACAUGAGAAUGACAUUACAAGAACAAGAACAAACUCAAGUAGAACAAGAUCAAGUGCUUGAAGCUAAAUUAGAAGAAGUUGAAAAUUUGGCCACAGAACUGAAACAGUGGAAGGAAAAAUUCAAUGAUCUGGAAACCAGAAGUCAUCAAAAGUCAAGUAAAGAACUCGAGGGUAACACAGAUGUACUUAGUAAAAAGCUUGGUAAUCUGCAAGACGAGCUACAGGAAUCUGAACAAAAAUACAAAGCUGAUAGAAAGAAAUGGCUAGAAGAAAAAACAAUGCUUAUCACUCAAGCAAAAGAAGCUGAGAAUCUGCGAAACAAAGAGAUGAAAAGAUAUGCAGAAGACAGGGAGAGGUGUUUAAAGCAGCAGCAGGAAGUGGAAUUACUGACAGCACAGCUGGUAGAGAAAGAUCGUAACCUUCAAAAGUGGCGAGAAGAACGGGAUCAACUGGUUGCAGCGUUAGAAAUACAGCUGAAAACACUGAUCUCCAACAACCAACAGAAAGAUAACGAGAUUGAAGAACUGAAAAAGAUCACAGCAGAGUCUUCUAAACCAGAAAAACAAACCAUGGAUAUCAAGCCCAGUUCAAUAGAUUCUGGCAGUGUGGAAACUGAACCUCCUUCAGCAAGGUUUGAAAUUUCCAGGGAUGAAGUUGAGGAUGGAUCUGUAGUCCUUGAUUCUUGUGAAGUGUCAUCAGAAAAUCAUCAAAGUACUCGAUUUCCAAAACCUGAGCUAGAGAUCCAGUUUACACCUUUACAGCCAAACAAAAUGGCAGUGAAACACCCUGGCUGCCCCACGCCAGUGACAGUUAAGAUUUCCAAGGCCCGGAAGAGGAAAAGUAAUGAAAUGGAGGAGAGUAGUAUAUUAUCAAGCUGGUGGAAGAGCAGAGAUAGUACUAACCAUACUCCUGAGGCUCUCCGUCAGGACUUGGUGAAAAGUGAAAAUAAGAAAAAUGCUACACCUAAAACUAAUUUGAAGUUUCCUGUUUCAGAGGAUAGAAAUUCUGCCAAAAAACAACAAAAGGUGUCAACACAGCCAUCAUCGAAGAAAACAUAUUCUUUACGGAGUCAGGCAUCCACAAUUAGUGUAAACUUGCCCACUAAGAAAAAAGAAGGAACGCUACAGAAAUUUGGAGACUUCUUACAACAUUCUCCAACAAUUCUUCAGUCAAAAGCAAAGAAAAUAAUUGAAACAAUGAGUUCUUCAAAGCCCUCAAAUGUAGAAGCAAGUAAAGAAAAUGUAUGUUUUCCAAAACGAGCCAAACGGAAAUUAUACACAAAUGAAAUUUCAUCUCCUAUUGAUCUGUCAGGCCAAGUGAUUUUAAUGGACCGGAAAGUAAAGGAAAGUGAUCAUCAGAUUCUCAAACGACGACUUCGAACAAAAACAGCUAAAUAAACCACGAUAGAGACUAUUUCGAUAUAAAUUUUAUAUUCGGAAUCAUUGUAACUUACAUCUUGACUUUGUAAAUAUAAUUAUAUAUAUUAUGUAUGAUGCUUUAAAUUGCUUUAUAUAUAGAUGGCUGUUUUAUACAUUGUAUAAUUUUAAUUCAAUAAAAGGAAAGUAGGUCAAUAA